AUGGGUCUCGAGUUCUACAUUCCAGAAAAAGCCGAGAAGUGCUGGGCAGGAGAUCCGUACAUGCUUGAAAAGGCGGAAUCAUACGGGAAUCAAGCCAGAGAAUUUAGUGAUAGUCUUUUCUCUUCAUCGAUGAUAAAUCAUCCCUGGAUCGAUAACGAUGUACCUCGCUGUGUCCCUAGACUUUGUCUUUUCGAGUUAGAAGGCAGCUCUUUGCAAUCAAAAAAUCAGCCACAGCACUUUCAAUCCGCUCGUGACCUCCGCUCUUAUUUUAUGAAGUCCCGCGUCGACCAAAGCAGCUCGAAGACGCAAAAGAGGCUAAUCAUUUUAGAGGAUAUUGAUCCAAGAUUCGCGGAAUUACUUGGAGUUGUGCUUGAAAUUCCCCCCGCGUUUUUCAUAUCUCACCACCAAAAGUUCACUCUAAGCAUAGUGGACAAAACACAUGCCCAAAUGAAAACUUCAAAGUGCUGGAAGGUCAUAAUACCAAGGUAUUCCGCUGUAAAUUCCUUAGGAGUGAAUUAUAAGGGCUUUUGUGAUCUGUUUUCUGGAAACUUUAUCCGCGGAAGUAAAGUUAAUCAUCUGGCGGGAGGCAUCCUUCAUUAUGAGAGUAUGAUGUCAUACUGGGGACAGCAGCUUGGUGAAAGUUCGUGGACUGCGGUCCUUCUUGUUGAUCCGCCAAAAUUUUACCUUCUACCCGAAAAGGUUCAUUUGAGAGACACUUCUCAAAACGCAAUGUAUCUCGUCGAUACUAGACCUGAGAACCCUUCGUUUCAGCAAGUCUUAUUGGAUCCACCUAAUUCUUACACUAUCACGUCGAAUCGUGGAUGUAUGUUUGAUUUCCUCACAGCAGCACACCAGGAAUCUAGUUAUGAAUACUCAGGGAAUCAUUUUUCAGCAACGAUCUAUGCACGCAAUUUCGUACGCGCAGCGUGGGAAGCCGAGAUAGCUCGAAUAAGGAAUAGUUCUUAUAAAUUGGUGGACGCCAGCCGGGAAAAUGACGGGUCGAUUGAGGCUAUACAACUCAACGACCGUAGGAUUGCUGAAGGUUAUCAAAUUUUAAUCAGAGAAAGGAUAUUUUUGCGAUUUUCUAGAAGAGAAGUUGCAAUAAUUAUGCGGGCAUUUCAGUGCGAACGGGAAUCUUCUCAUUUAAACAGCGGCGGGUGUCAGAAAGGUAAAAGCAGUAGCAUAGAAGAGAUUGAGCAGGAAAGUAGCAUUUGGAGAUUCUUGGACAAGGAGCUCGAGAUUACCGAGAUACAGAUAAACCAGCACAUGGAGGAGUACGCUCAACGCGCUGCACUAAACGAAGCGUACGCAAAUAAAUUGCAGACAUUUGAGGCUAACAAACAAACAAUGGCCGCUAAUAGACAGGCGCGAAGUGCUGGUCAAUUGACUAAAAUCGCGACAGCUGUGGUUCCCUCGACUGUCGUGGCAUCUAUCUUCUCCAUGGGUGGAAAUUUCGCCGCAGGUGAAAAGCUCUUCUUAGUUUACUGGGCAAUUUCUUUGCCAGUAACUCUUGCACUACUUAUUUGGGUGUUGCAUGAGGAUAUCUCGAAAGUUUGGUCACAAUUAGCGGAUCGUAGAAGAUCUAAAGAACGUAAGUUCGAUGACUCGGAAUCUGGGACUAGCGACCGUGAACCAGACAGCACAAGAUCGAAACGAAAUUGGCGGAAGUUAUUGAGGAGACGAAGGAAAGGUGCCACAGUCGAUGAGGAAAAUGUGACAGACUCACAUUCACAUUCGAUAAGAGAAUGGUCUCCUCGAACGGCUAGAUCAGAUCCGAUUAUUCCGGCCGACAACAGGUCUCUUCAAAUGAUAAGUCUAAAUUCAAUUGAAUUAGAAGAUGGGUUCCUUAGAACAGCAAGGACCAAUUCAUUUGCUGUAGGAGAAGGAUCAUCCAUUAUCCCCGAAAAUCUUGAGACGAAGAAAAGAAAUACCCUCUAG
Molecule: messenger RNA, 1938 nt
Organism: Botrytis fragariae
Lineage: Eukaryota; Fungi; Ascomycota; Leotiomycetes; Helotiales; Sclerotiniaceae
Product: putative tpr repeat protein oca3 protein
Exons: 3
Coding region: 1-1938 (645 amino acids)
Source: RefSeq, a predicted model, not a curated record